AUGUACGAGGAGUUUCCCUCCGUGGAGGAUGUUAACGCUAAAGAGCGUGGCAGCCAAGGCCUUGCCAAUCGGCCACUAGUGGAGCCGAGAGCGGCCUCCGGCCGAGGCUGGGCUCUCUGCUCUUGGAGCCACCUUCGAGAGAAUCGGCAGAUUUUCCUUUGGGCACUGGAACGCCUACUGCACAACUUUGUCAUGUACGGCCUUCUAAUGAAUCUCACUACUUAUGUCACUGAGGCUCUAGACAAUGAAAUCAAACGCGGCUCCAAGAUCAAUCUGUACUUUGGGGCGGGUGAAUCAGCCAUCUUCACUGCAGGCGCUCUCAUCGGUGAUCGCAUUAGGGGCUACCUGCCUCUGACCUACCUGGUGGGUGCUGUGCUGGCCGCGAUGCUGUUGAUGUUUGCUCAGACCUACUACAAGAACAUCACUGCGGUGCUCAUCAUUGGGGGCUUUCUGGGCGCUGCGAUCGGCUCCGCCAAUACCUUCCUUUAUGCCACCGCGGAGGAGGUGAUGUUGGUGCACGGCUCUAUUGCCUUCCCCAUGACUAAGAUGAUUGCAGGCAUCGGCAUGUCGCUUGCACCGCUGCUCUCGGGCCUGAUUAUCGAUCAGUCAGGUUUUCGCGGAUUCUUCAUCUCCAUGACAGUAUUGGUGUGCAUCCGCGCUGUUCUGCUCCUUGGCAUUAACAUCAUCCUCUGGCGUAAGAGGAUUCAGCGCAGCCAACUGGCGGCGAAGACGGCUAAAGAGGCCGUAGAAACGACCCGCGUACAGCCGAUAAUAAUAACGACAACGGAAGACGGUGAACAUCGGCCCUGCGAGGCGGACUAG
This is a messenger RNA of Spirometra erinaceieuropaei, 822 nucleotides long. Lineage: Eukaryota; Metazoa; Platyhelminthes; Cestoda; Diphyllobothriidea; Diphyllobothriidae. The record is from the annotation of a GenBank genome assembly.